AUGAAAAUCAGUGAUCCUUUAUUAGAGUAACGAGAUAUAUAAACCCAAAAGGAUGACUGGCUAUACACAAGAAUUUCGAAAAUGAUUAGAUUGAUUAACAAUAAAAAAGAAUAACUCUAAAAUAAUUCAUUGUAGGAAUACUGUGUGAAAAUAACUGAUUCAAACUAUAUCCUAAGGCAUUACAAUAAGUAAAUAUAUGGAUUUACAUUGUAGUAUUGAAUCAACAAAUAUUUACAAAAAAAUGAAACAAAUUUUAGUAAAGAAUUAUUUUAUCGUUAGAUGACAAACUCUGUAUUUAUUUUCUUCCAGCAAAUCGCUGCGUCCAUUUUACAAUUAGCUAAUAUUUUGAUGUUGGAUUUGUUUACUGAUUCCUUAAAAGAGGAGAGUUAUUAUUAUGUUCUAUAUUUGAUUUUACUCCUCAUUUUUUCAUUUACUAAGUAUUUAUAAUAGUUAACUACUCUAGAACCUACUUAUCUUCAAUUCAAACUCAUCAAGUAACGCAAUUCUUAGGAAAGUUAGAUGUCUUAUGUAAUUAUGAAUUAUACAAAAAAUUGCUUGCAACCCAUUAACAUUAAAAAGAUUAAAAAAUCCCAAAUAUAAAUGUAAAUGACUUGAUAACAUAUUUAGACUUUGAUAACAAACGAUAUUGAAUAGAUUAAACAACUACAUUUUUCUUUAAAAGAGGGAACUUUAGCUUGUUGUAUGCUUAUAGGAUGCAUAUCAUUCCUAUAUUAUAAAGAUGUGCAUGCAGGCAAUGUAAUUUUAAUUGUAAUUUUUUGUGCUUAAGUUUUCAAUUUUAUUGUAACCUUUAUUAUGAUGCAAGCAUAAGAGCGAUUAUUUUAAAGGAAAGAUUAGAGAAUUAGUUUGACUACAGAUGUAUUGCAUGGUAUUAAAUAAAUUAAAUAUCUUUCCUGGGAGUAAAUAUUUAGUAACAAAUUAAUUUUCAAGAGGAAAAUGGAAUUUGAAAUGCUUGUUGUAGUCAAAAUAUUUGAUGGUCUUUUGGUUUUAUUUUGGAAUAAUAUCAAUUAUAUAUUACUUUACUUUUAUAUCCAAAAUAGCAAGGUGAAUUUGAUAGAUUUGAAUGUUUUUACAUUGAUUGCUAUUUUCAAUACCAUGAUGUAAGAAAUAGUUAAAAUAUUCUAGUUAUCCUUUAGGAAUAUUACCAUUUUGUAUCAAUUUCCUAUUCAGUGCCAUGGUAUCAAUAAAAAGAGUGAAUACUUAUUUUAACUAAGUGGAUGUACUUGAUAUAAAGGGAAAUUAAAUAUUUGGAACUAAUGAGAUUAUUUUGAAGAUAGAAGAUGGAAUAUAUAAAUUGAGUGAUGACUUUAGUUUAAAAAUUAAGAACCUAUAAAUAAAGAAACAAACUCUUAAUUUUAUAGUUGGUCCUAUUGGGUCUGGUAAGAGCACUCUCUUUAAUGUGAUAUUAAAUGAGUUAUAAGACAUGAAAGAGAAAUCAAAAUAAAUAGGAGGAACUAUUUCAUUUUGUUCUUAAAACAGUUGGAUUCAAAAUUAAACAAUUAGAUAAAAUAUCUGUUUCGGUUAAGAAUAUAAUCAAUAAUUAUUUACAAAGGUGAUUGAAUUAUGUUAAUUAAAUGAAGACAUAUAGAAAUUUGAGAAUUUUGAUCAGUAUUUAGUGGGUCCUGAUGGAAAUAACUUAAGUGGUGGCCAAAAAUAAAGAAUAGCAUUAGCAAGGGCUAUAUAUUAGAAUACAGACAUUUAUUUAUUUGAUGAUGUUUUUUCUUCUCUUGACAUACCCGUUGCAGAUGCUAUAUUUUAGAAUCUAAUUAUAAAUUAUCUAAGCAAUAAAACAGUUCUAUUCAUUACCUCCAAUCAACACUUUAUAAAUAAGAUACCAAAAAAUGCCAAUAUAAUUUUAAUGGAUCAAGGAUCAAUCAUUGAAUAAAAUAUAAAUGACUCAUCUAUAAUUAGAAAAAUGAGUAAGAAAUCUGAGGAUAUAAAUAAUGAGGAAGAAUAAGUAGCAGAUAAAAAUGAAAAUAACGAUUAAGGCUAGGAUUUAGAAGAAAGAGAGAUAGGAGAGGUAGAUACUAAAGUUUGGUUGUAUUACUUUUCUUCAAUGGCAUGGCCUUUAAUAAUAUUGUAUCUGAUUUUCAAUUUUUCAUUGUAAGGUGCUUUGUCAUAUAUUGACUUUUGGUUGAAAAAUGAACACUUUGAUGAUAACUUCUCUUCAAGAUUCACCUAACUCUUACUAUUAGCUUUAGGGGUUACAGUAUUUAGAGCAACUUUUUAUGUAUUGGUAUCACUAAAAUCAUCUUGGACUAUUUUCAGAUAAUUGAACGAUUCCAUAAUGAAAGCAAAAAUGGUAUUCUUUGAUAAAACUAAUGCUGGUAGAAUAAUCAAUAGAUUAUCAAGUGAUAUGGAAACUAUUGACGGUUUACUUCCAUGGAGUUUUGAUAUAUUUUUAGAAGCUUUAGCAAGAGGAUGUGGAUUUGUUAUUGGACUAGUUAUCCUGUUUCCUUACAUUAGUAUAGGAUUAAUUGGAGUUUUCUAUGCUUAUUAUUAUAUUGCAAAUACAUAUAUAAAAACCAAUAGGGAAUUAAAAAGAUUGAAAUAAGUUAAUCAUGCUGAACUGCUUGGAUGGAUCAAUGAAACACAGAAGGGGUUAAAAACCAUUAGAGCAUAAUAAAGAUAGACUUACUUCUCUGAUUAUUAUUUAGAAAAAUUGCAUACUUGGAAUGCAUGUGAGCAAAGCAGUUUGAGAGCUAAGUUUUGGUACUUUGUGAGACUCAAUUUAAAUUGUAAUUUAUUAUUGUUACUCUCUACUUUUAUUGUUUUAUUGAGUCCUGAUAAUUAUGCUAGUAAGUCUUUAGCUUUGACUUAUUCAAUCUUGAUUAUUGAUAACUUCAAUGAAUUAUUCAAUUUUUACUUAUAGACUGAACAAAUGAUUAUAUCUGUUGAGAGAGUUAGAUAAUACUACGAUAUCCCUUAAGAAGAUAUACAUAAGAAAAACACUAUAAUAAAGAUAAUAAAUUUCGAUGACUCAUGCGAUCUAACUGUUAAACCAAUUGUAGAUAUAGAUACUGAAAUUGAAUUUAAGGAAGUCUGUCUCUCGUAUGAUUAGACUAAUUAUCAACUAAAAUAGCUAAGCUUAAAAAUUAAGAAGAAUGAAAAAAUAGCAAUUGUAGGGAGAACUGGAUCUGGCAAAACAUCAAUAAUGAAUGUUCUUUUUUAACUCUAUCAAUAAUAAACAGGCAAUUUGUUAAUUAAGGGACAAGAUGUAUUUAUUAUUAUUCAAUUAGGCUUAAUAUUUAUCACUCUAAGAACUACGAUCCUAAUUAUCCAUAGUACCUCAGUUUGGAUUUCUUUUUGAAGGAUCUUUAUAUGAGAAUCUGGAUCCUGGAUAAACUAUAGACAAACAAUAAAUAGAUCAAUUAUUGACUCAGUUCAAUUAACUAAAACCUGAUUUGCAUAUUGAAUAAGGUGGUAACAAUUUAUCAAAUGGGGAAAAAUAAUUAAUCAACUAUUUAAGAAUCGUCUUAUAAAAUAAGUCUAUUGUCUGUUUGGAUGAAGCCACUUCAAAUAUAGACCCUUAAACUGACAAAGUAAUAAUGUAAUUGAUGAUUAGUUACUUCACGAAUAUCUGUUUAAGUUUACUGAGAAUAAAACCCUCAUUGUCAUCACUCACAGAUUGGAUCACUUAGACAAGUAUGAUAGAGUAAUAUAUUUGGAUAAAGGAAAGAUUUAAAAGAUAGAAUGA
Paramecium octaurelia is the source of this 3715-nucleotide messenger RNA. Lineage: Eukaryota; Ciliophora; Oligohymenophorea; Peniculida; Parameciidae. The record is from the annotation of a GenBank genome assembly.